Molecule: messenger RNA, 1068 nt
Organism: Rotaria sp. Silwood1
Lineage: Eukaryota; Metazoa; Rotifera; Eurotatoria; Philodinida; Philodinidae
Source: the annotation of a GenBank genome assembly
CAAGAGAAGUGAAAAUUCUCGUGUCGUUAUUAGGGACAAUGACUCUACUCAUUUUGACUAAUAUUACGAUAUGGGAUUCUGACAUUGAUAUUCUUAAAAAUAGUGAUAUCAUUAUGGAGCACAUUCAGAAAAAUGUCAUAUCAAAUUCUUCAGUCCACACAAUUUUCUUGUGUUAUUCAAGUUCUAAUGUUACAAAAAUAUACUGUUUUUUUAAUGUAUUUCUUCAAUAGAGGUUUCUCCAUGAUAAAUACAAACAGAUUGUCAACAUUGAGUAAUGUAAUUUUGACAGUAAAAGAUCAAGCAAAAGGAUGAAAGAAAAUAACCAAUAAAACACGUAUUUCUCUGUAGAAUCAUGCAAUCGAUCAAUUAUAUGGAUCUUUUAUGUGGUUGAUGUCAAAACUUGCCAGAUGUUCGAUCGAAAGUCGUUCGUGUCUUUCUCAGUUCAACAUUUUCAAGUUGAAUAACUAAAUAGCAACUUACUGACAUUGAAUAAUUUUUUGGCUUAAAAUAAUAUUUAGAUACACUAAAUGAACGUGAUUCAUUAAUUGAAACUGUUUUUCCUAAAUUCAAAGAUUAUUGUCGUGAAAAAUACGGUCUUGAAUUUCAGAUUUACAACGAAAGAUAUUCAUUGAUUCAUUCAAUCAUUAUUCUCUCAUUUGGAGUAGGCUGAUAUGCGUUGGAGAAUUUAAUUACAAUUAAAUAAUAGUCAUACUGAAGUUGAAGCAUAUCUAAAUGAAAUUGAAAUAUGCAAAAAAUAUUCACUAGCUACAAAUUUUCUGAUCAGUUAUCAUUAAUUAUUUAUUCAAAUUAUUGAUUCAACAAUUUCCUACAUAGGUUCUCUUGAGUCAUCGCUAUGGAUCUCGACCAACACCAUCAACAAUUCGUAGAUUUCUAUUUGAAUUAUUGCUCGAAAUUAUUCGUUCAAAUUCGAAUGAUGAUGAUGCUAAACUACUUUCACAAUGGUAUCAACUUGAUACAAAUCAAAUACCGGCUGCUUAUGUACUUCGUUCGAUUUCAUCAUCAUUUUCAAAUAUAUUAUCUCCCGUAGUAUUCAUAGAAUUUGAUUGA